Molecule: messenger RNA, 784 nt
Organism: Pseudocercospora fijiensis CIRAD86
Lineage: Eukaryota; Fungi; Ascomycota; Dothideomycetes; Mycosphaerellales; Mycosphaerellaceae
Exons: 1
Coding region: 6-605 (199 amino acids)
Source: RefSeq, a predicted model, not a curated record
CUUUCAUGUUGUAUGCUGGAGUCUGCAUGUCCGCGGACACUUGCGCACGAGAGCAUCAGCGCCCAGCGAGCUUGCGGAAUGCGGAGCUGUCAUGGUCGUACAUCUGCCGAGUGUCCGUAACUGAUAUCGGUAGCCUCCUCAAUUCUGGAAGCCUCUCAGAUCCCAGCGUCCUUGUUCGCGCUGACGUUCUCUAUGUCGCUUCUUUCCGCGGUGUUUCGCUUCAAAUUCUCUCCCACAAUCUCUUAUGCAGUCUCUUCCACGCCCUCUUGCACGCCCACAUCACCAGCAAUGAUUUCCUUCGGGUUGGCGGCUCGAGAGCUUAUUGCAGCCUUGGUGAGAGGUGUAGGUCCCACGUCGUGACUUGUCCCGACGACAGGUCUCGCAGUGCAUGCAUCUUCGUCUUCUGGGGGUGUGAGAUCGCUAUCUCAACUGCCCUCGAGCUACGACUUCCAUAUCCCGCCUUCCUACUCCACCUUCUCCAAAGCCGGCCACAUGUCGCAGACGUAGCGCUUCAUGCACUGGACGGCUCUCUUGGCGGCGAUUCCGAGGAUAGCGACUUCACAGAUGGUGCAAAUUUGAACGACGUGACGGAGGAGAAGCUCUGAACCGGAUCCACUGUGGUGAGAAGGUUGAUUCCACAGCUCAUCUCUGCAUCCCUGUGGCCUUCCAUCCCAGAUGCGAUUGAGUGAGGAUCGGGUCAUUUGCUGUGAGUUGAACUUGUCUUGGAUGAAGCAUACGAUAAGUGUGAUGUUGUAAUAAUCUCAACAGUCAUGAACAAUGACGG